UCCAGAUAACAUGGAUCGGUUAUUGCGCCUGGGCGGAGCAGGUAUGGGAGGAAUGGGUGGGUCCGCCCCACCCUCGGAUUCUCCAGUAGUAGAUACAGCUGAGCAGGUUUAUAUCUCAUCUCUAGCUCUACUCAAGAUGCUCAAACAUGGACGUGCAGGAGUACCUAUGGAGGUUAUGGGACUUAUGUUAGGAGAGUUUGUUGAUGAAUACACAGUCAGAGUUAUUGACGUGUUCGCUAUGCCUCAAUCAGGUUGCUUUAGUCUUCAGCAGCUUGUUGGUAUGGACAUGAGUUGGGAGUACAUCCCCCACCAGGCGAAGAUGUUGGAUAUGCUGAAGCAGACUGGUCGACCUGAGAUGGUUGUUGGUUGGUACCAUUCCCAUCCUGGCUUCGGUUGCUGGCUCUCAGGGGUAGACAUCAAUACACAGCAGAGCUUCGAGGCCCUUUCAGACAGAGCUGUUGCUGUUGUGGUUGAUCCAAUCCAGUCUGUCAAGGGAAAGGUUGUUAUCGAUGCUUUCCGUCUCAUCAACCCUAAUAUGAUGGUGCUGGGACAGGAGCCCAGACAAACUACCAGUGUUCUUGGACAUCUUGUAAAACCCAGUAUUCAAGCUUUGAUUCAUGGUCUUAACAGACACUACUACAGUAUAGCAAUCAACUAUAGAAAGAAUGAGUUGGAGCAGAGAAUGCUGAUGAACCUGAACAAGAAGUCCUGGUCGGAUGGUCUCACGCUGAGAGAUUACAAGGAUCAUUGUGGUUUGAAUGAGAAGACUGUUGAAGAAAUGUUACAGCUCGCUAAGAACUACGAUAAGGCUCUAGAAGAAGAGGAGAAGAUGACCCCUGAGCAGCUGGCGAUCAAGAAUGUCGGGAAACUGGACCCAAAACGUCAUUUGGAGGAGAAGGUUGAUGUUUUGAUGACCAACAAUGUUGUCCAGUGCCUGGGAGCUAUGCUGGAUACAAUUGUGUUCAAAUAAAGGUUGGUUUGUGAUCGGUGAAACUAAAUACAUUUUACGCUAAAGAUAAAUUAUCUUUCCUCAUCGCCAUUUAAUUACUCUUCCCCUCCAUCAUUCACAUGCAAAUGAUAUAAUCCCCCCUCCCCUCCCACACAAAAAUAUUUUCCGUUGUAUUUUUGACAGUGUUAUAUUUCCAACAUUUAUAUGUAUAAAUUAAAAUACAUUAAUAAUUGUCAUAAUGAUAA
Messenger RNA from Eurytemora carolleeae, 1194 nucleotides. RefSeq names its product 26S proteasome non-ATPase regulatory subunit 14 (gene Rpn11). The transcript is spliced from 10 exons. Lineage: Eukaryota; Metazoa; Arthropoda; Copepoda; Calanoida; Temoridae. The record is from RefSeq and is a predicted model, not a curated record. Gene Ontology annotation, biological process: protein deubiquitination; proteasome-mediated ubiquitin-dependent protein catabolic process. The coding region runs from base 11 to 970 and encodes 319 amino acids. Gene Ontology annotation, molecular function: protein binding; proteasome binding; metallopeptidase activity. Gene Ontology annotation, cellular component: proteasome regulatory particle, lid subcomplex.